Messenger RNA from Andrographis paniculata, 1087 nucleotides. RefSeq names its product histone H2B-like. Gene Ontology annotation, molecular function: structural constituent of chromatin; DNA binding; protein heterodimerization activity. Gene Ontology annotation, cellular component: nucleosome. Lineage: Eukaryota; Viridiplantae; Streptophyta; Magnoliopsida; Lamiales; Acanthaceae. The transcript is spliced from 2 exons. Bases 57 to 908 code for a protein of 283 amino acids. Gene Ontology annotation, biological process: nucleosome assembly. The record is from RefSeq and is a predicted model, not a curated record.
CAUCUCGAACCAAUCUCUCUGAUUUUCGUCUACCCUACCCUAGAAAGAAUCGCAAAAUGGCUCCCAAAGGAGAUAAGAAGCCGGCAGAGAAGAAGCCCGCCGCCGAGAAGGCUCCAGCGGCGGAGAAGAAGCCCAAGGCCGGGAAGAAGCUGCCGAAGGAAGCCUCCGCCACCGCCGGAGACAAGAAGAAGAAGCGGACCAAGAAGAGCGUGGAAACCUACAAGAUCUACAUCUUCAAGGUUCUUAAGCAGGUCCAUCCCGACAUCGGCAUUUCCAGCAAGGCUAUGGGCAUAAUGAACAGUUUCAUCAAUGAUAUCUUCGAGAAACUGGCGCAGGAGGCGUCGCGGCUUGCGCGCUACAACAAGAAGCCGACGAUCACCUCCCGCGAGAUUCAGACCGCCGUGAGGCUGGUGUUGCCCGGAGAGUUGGCCAAGCACGCCGUUUCUGAGGGAACUAAGGCGGUCACCAAGUUCACAAGGGAUAAGAAACCGGCGGAGAAGAAGCCAGCGGCGGAGAAGGCUCCGGCGGCGGAAAAGGCUCCUGCGGAGAAGAAGCCCAAGGCUGGGAAGAAGCUUCCCAAGGACGCUGGUGCUGCCGGCGUGGACAAGAAGAAGAAGCGGACGAAGAAGAGCGUGGAGACUUACAAGAUCUACAUCUUCAAGGUGCUGAAGCAGGUGCACCCUGAUAUUGGGAUCUCGAGCAAGGCUAUGGGGAUUAUGAACAGCUUCAUCAACGACAUCUUCGAGAAGCUUGCGCAGGAGGCGUCGCGGCUUGCGCGCUACAACAAGAAGCCGACGAUAACUUCUCGGGAGAUCCAGACGGCGGUGAGGCUUGUGUUACCUGGAGAAUUGGCGAAGCACGCGGUUUCUGAGGGGACGAAGGCGGUUACCAAAUUUACUAGCUCUUGAAUCCUUGUAUGGGAAGGUUUGGCUUGUGUUUAUGUUGAAUUAGAGGGUUAGGGUUUUCGGAUUAUUGUAGAGGAUAAUGGGUUUUUUCUGAUGGAUGCAGUUACUGUUAAUUUGGGGGAUUUAUAGAUAUGCUUUGAUUUUGUCAAUUGAAUGAUAAAUCUAUGAAUUUGCUUCAAUAA